CGAUCAAGCUAUGUGAUCAUCCGGGCAUUCUUUGACUUGGUUACUUGACUACACAAAAACAGUGUAGACAUCCAUUUUGUUUACCUCUUUACAGAAACACUUAAAGUGUGGUUACUUUAUACAUAAUUUGGACAUACAUUUGUACCACAGCAUUCAGCAAGAUGUCAUUGGUUCAGCAACCUGUGCAGGAAAAGAAGGGAUUCGGAUAUUCCAAAUUGAAGUCAUCAAAGACAGAUACAACCAAAGGAUUCACAAUCCAGUCCUAUCAAAAGGAUGUUAAGGUUGAAAGUCCGCCAAAAGCUGGUGCCUUCCAGAGCAGACCCGCUGGUCCAACAGCAUUCAGAAAAUUUUACGAGAGAGGUGAUUUCCCAAUAGCCCUUGAACAUGACACGAAAGGAAACAAAAUUGCAUGGAAGGUUGAGAUUGAGAAACUGGAUUACCACCACUACCUGCCCCUGUUCUUUGACGGACUCUGUGAGACCACUCACCCCUAUGAGUUCUUUGCCCGCCAGGGAGUUCACGACAUGUUGGAGCAUGGAGGUUCAAAAAUCCUGCCAGUCAUCCCCCAGCUUAUCAUUCCUAUUAAAAAUGCCCUGAACAUGAGGAACCCCCAGGUGGUCUGCACAACGUUGAAGGUGUUACAGCACCUUGUGGUGUCUGCAGACAUGGUGGGGGAGGCACUUGUACCCUACUACCGACAGAUCCUACCCAUCCUUAACAUCUUCAAGAACAAAAACUUGAACUCAGGCGAUGGCAUCGACUACAGCCAACAGAAGCGAGAAAACAUUGGUGACCUUAUUCAGGAGACUCUGGAAGCCUUCGAGAGGCACGGUGGGGAGGACGCGUUCAUUAACAUUAAAUACAUGGUCCCCACCUACGAGUCCUGUAUGCUGAAUUAACACCGGUGAACUAGUAUUAAGUGAUAUAGUUAAUCAACUUUAUAUUGACUGUGGAAUUUCGGAAUUUCUUUUCAGGAAUGGACAUUUUGGAAACUCCAAUAUUAUGGGAUUUUUCUUCUUUUGUUUGUUUGUUAGGUGAAAUAUUUAUGUUACAACUUUGAUUAACACAAUUUAAAAAUUACAAUAUUUUGGAAGACCUUUUUUUGUUGUUGUGAUUAUCUUGCAAGAGAUAAAUAUGGACAGCCUGAUUUUUUAAAGGAAUUGUUUCUUAUAAAUGUUGGCCUGGAUAAUACAUUGUUGCAUAAUUGAUAGUUUAAGUGUAAAUUAUAGCCAUAAAGAUGCAUUGAAAUGAAAUCAUAAGGAUGAUGAGUAUAUGUUAGUGCCUUUAGUCUGUUUCAUUUAUUUUUACUUUAAAAAGUUAAGGGACUUGAAUGAUAUUUGUACAUAACCAGUGUGCUAAAUUAUUUGUUACAUUGAAUGUAGUUUCACUGUGAGGAAUAGUUAUGUUCAAAUUUAAUGCAUGGCACAUGUUUAUUUUUUUUCACAGUUUAUUUUUACUUCUAGAUAACAGGCAACAACUCAUUUAUUGUAUAUACAUGCAUUUCAGUAUUUGUGAAUGAAAGCUGUUUAUUAUUGAAAUGCAUGAAAGUGUAUUUGUAUGUGUGUGAGUGGAUUAAAACAGUUGACUGUGAUUUCUUGUUCCAAUUCUUGUGGUUAACAUCGUUUUAUUACAUUUUAAUGCUGGCUUCAAUGAAUUAUGAAUGAAUAUUGUUUUCCCUUGUUAAAAGCGUUUUGACAAUACAACUACAUUUUCAAAAUAUUGAUAAGUCAACUGCAUUAUAUUUAUAAGAAUAGACAUAAAAACAUUUUGAAAAUAAAAUUUAAAGCACAAUAUUUUUUUACUUUGUUGUUUACAGUAUAAGAUUUUUGUUUGGAAUAUCAAGCAUCUGUGAUAGUAUUUUCUGCAUAUUUGAUACAUGUUUUUCAAUUGUGUGUGUUUUCAAACAUUUGUUUGCAUUCGUUCAAGUCGGCAUCUUUCUUGAUAUUAGAUUAUUUAUCUCUACCUAUCAGCUACGUACGUUCACAAGGAAUUCUAUGGAUAUUAGCAGUAUACUAUGGAGAACACGUUUUAUCAACAUUUGUAAACAUAGCUACUAGAUAAUCCUUGUCAAAAUUAACUAAACCAUUGAAUUUAAUGUUAUUUUGUGCAAAUUAAUAAUAUGUUAUAACAUUACCAAAUUUCUGUGUUGUUUUAAGUAUACCAAAGUAAGGAUGUUUUAUUUCAUAUUAUUAAUGUGGUAAUACAUAUCUGUUAAUAAACAUGAAUAAUAUCA
Messenger RNA from Dreissena polymorpha, 2233 nucleotides. Its product is annotated as parkin coregulated gene protein-like. The transcript is spliced from 5 exons. Bases 162 to 899 code for a protein of 245 amino acids. Gene Ontology annotation, molecular function: Hsp70 protein binding; Hsp90 protein binding. Lineage: Eukaryota; Metazoa; Mollusca; Bivalvia; Myida; Dreissenidae. The record is from RefSeq and is a predicted model, not a curated record.